Rhizopus microsporus ATCC 52813 is the source of this 1426-nucleotide messenger RNA. Its product is annotated as MAS20-domain-containing protein. Gene Ontology annotation, cellular component: mitochondrial outer membrane; mitochondrial outer membrane translocase complex. Gene Ontology annotation, molecular function: transmembrane protein transporter activity; protein binding. Gene Ontology annotation, biological process: protein targeting; protein import into mitochondrial matrix; tRNA import into mitochondrion. The coding region runs from base 19 to 1341 and encodes 440 amino acids. The transcript is spliced from 5 exons. The record is from RefSeq and is a predicted model, not a curated record. Lineage: Eukaryota; Fungi; Mucoromycota; Mucoromycetes; Mucorales; Rhizopodaceae.
CUUUCUUUUUCUUCCUUAAUGGCUGUCAAGGCUUCGACUGUCGCUGUUAUUUCUACGGCUGUUAUUGCCGCCUUUGGUAUUGGUUAUUUGGUUUAUUUUGACCAAAAGCGCAGAAAGGAUCCAGAAUUUAAGAAACAACUCAAACGCGAACGAAAGAAACAAGCUAAAGUUGAAAAAGAAACGAAAAAGGCAGAACUCGCCACUGUUGAACAGCUUGUUCAGGAUGUUUUGGAUGAAAUAGCCCAAGAGACUUUUCCUGAAUCGCCUGAAGAGAAGGAGAAAUACUUUAUGGAACAAGUCGCAGCUGGUGAAGCUCUAUGCCAACAGGGUCUUCACAAUGAAAGUGUCAAGCACUUUUACAAGGCAUUAAAGAUUUAUCCUGCUCCGUUAGAACUCAUCAUGAUCUAUCAGCAAACUUUACCAGAAGUUGUGUUCAGAAUUGUUGUGAAUAUCAUGGCUGUGGAGCAACAAAAGAGACAAACUGAGUUUUAUGAACAGUUCCCACCUGAGGAUGUCAAAUUGAGAUUGAAGGAAAUGACAGAAGGCGAAAAGGCUAGCUAUGGUCUAGUUGCUGAGCAAGAUUUUGAAGAAAACGAUGUGUUAUAUACAGAAUCACCACUGAUAUCUGCCUUGUCUCCUCAAUUAGAGGGUCAAUAUUGUAACUACUGCAUGAACAAGCUAACAGAUUCAAUUGUUGAAUGCAAAAACUGUGACAAAGUAGCCUUUUGCUCUGAAGACUGUGAAUCAGCUGCCAACCAACAAUAUCAUCAAUAUUUGUGCACAAACAGCAAAGUAAACACGAAUGCAGAUGAAGCCAAGGAGACGGCAUUUGUCAAGUAUGUACAAAAUCAAAAUAGCAAGUAUCCUCAGAUGAUUGCCCAAUUGUUUACUGCUAUGGUUGCUGAAGAAUUAGACAAGAAGAAUAGACCCAAGUACAAUUCAUGGGACCAUAUUGAAAGAUUGAAAGGCGCAGAAUUGACACCAGCUGAUAAACAUGCAAACGAAACCAAGAUGAUCAAAGAACUCUUAUCUUCCAAGGUUCCUGGUAUUGACGAAUUUUUGACUGAUGAAGUUUAUCUUAUGUUGUUGGGCAAGUUGAAUGAAAAUGCCUUUGAUGUUAUUUCAGCUACCGAAGUAUCUGUAGAGAAAUCUGCUGAGCCUAGUCGUAAACUUGACAGUGAUAAUGUAUUAGGUAGCUCUGUAUAUAAGAUCUCUUCUUAUCUCUGUAAAUCACCUUUAGACGAUGCCAAUGUUAAAAUUUCUUUUAAUGGCAACAAGAUCACUGUUACUGCAUUGAAGCCAAUCAAAAAGGACGAACAAAUCAAGGCUUACUACAAUUAAAAUAAAAAUCCGGUCCGGGCUAAGAUCCGUAAGCCUGAGCUUGUCUUUUUUGUGUGUAUGUGUACAGUCCAGCUGGUGGAUAUUG